This is a messenger RNA of Musa acuminata AAA Group (dessert banana), 2196 nucleotides long. Its product is annotated as cell division cycle 20.2, cofactor of APC complex-like. The transcript is spliced from 5 exons. Gene Ontology annotation, molecular function: protein binding; ubiquitin ligase activator activity; anaphase-promoting complex binding. Gene Ontology annotation, biological process: positive regulation of anaphase-promoting complex-dependent catabolic process; anaphase-promoting complex-dependent catabolic process; positive regulation of ubiquitin protein ligase activity. Gene Ontology annotation, cellular component: anaphase-promoting complex. The record is from RefSeq and is a predicted model, not a curated record. Bases 387 to 1808 code for a protein of 473 amino acids. Lineage: Eukaryota; Viridiplantae; Streptophyta; Magnoliopsida; Zingiberales; Musaceae.
CCUCUGAGAUUUCUCCAUCCAACAAAACAUACAUCGACGCGCUCCGCGACACAAUCAUCUCUGUCUCCUCUCUCGAUUUCGCAGACAAUUUCUCUCUGCGUGUGUGUGUGUGUGUGAAAGGAAGGAGAAAGAAGAAGGAAAGGAAGGGGGAGGGCUCGGCUCUUCUUUACUCCUCCUCCACUCUGCAAAGCCAUCUUGACCCUCCUCGAAAGAAAAGCGCCGUGUCUGAUUGAUUCUCGUUCUUCUUGAAUAUCGACACUAUUGCUUGUUUCUGUUAUAUAAUUUGAUCUCUGACCGUGGUUGUGGAUUGCAGGGUUUCAAUUUGUUCUUUCGUCCAAUCCGAUUUGUUUCUUUGCUUUACAUCUUUUCUUGGAUUUUCUAAUACCAUGGAUGCAGGGAGCUCCUCUUCUUCUAUUUCUUCAGAGAAGCGUCGAAUGUCAUCUCGUCGCCCUCUCCAAGACGUCCCAUCCAGGCCUUUCCUGCCUUCGAUGCACACCACCUCCAGGAAUCCGUCUUGGAGGCAGAGCGGUGACAGAUUCAUUCCGGAUCGGUCAGCCAUGGAUAUGGACGUGGCGUACUACCUGCUCACCCAAACCAGGAAAGAGAAGGAGAACGCAGUUCCGGCUUCCCCCUCCAAAGAGGCCUACAGGAAGCUUCUUGCCGAGAACCUUCUCAAGAACAGAACCAGAAUUCUGGCUUUCCACAGCAAACCACCAGAACCAUCGCGACCUUUCUUCCAAGAAGCUGACGCGGUUUCCCCUCAUCAUGCUAAGCCAGCGAAGCAGCGGAGAUACAUUCCACAGUCGGCCGACAGGACCCUGGAUGCGCCGGACAUCGUGGAUGACUACUACUUGAAUCUGCUGGACUGGGGAAGCGGCAACGUGUUGUCGAUCGCCCUCGGGAACACUGUGUACCUUUGGGAUGCUUCGGAUGGGUCUACCUCUGAGCUUGUGACUGUGGAUGAUGAUGCUGGCCCCGUCACCAGCGUCAGCUGGGCUCCCGACGGGCGACACAUCGCCGUGGGCUUGAAUUCUUCGGACGUCCAACUGUGGGACUCCGCCUCCAAUCGCUUGUUGAGGACUCUGAGAGGAGUACAUGGAUCUAGAGUCGGUUCUCUCGCUUGGAACAAUAACAUUCUGAGCACGGGAGGGAUGGACGGAAAGAUCGUCAACAACGACGUUAGAGUGAGGUCUCAUGUCGUGCAAACCUAUCGAGGCCACCAACAAGAGGUGUGCGGGCUGAAGUGGUCGGGCUCAGGGCAGCAACUGGCGAGCGGAGGCAAUGACAACCUCGUGCACAUAUGGGACGUAUCCAUGGCCUCCGCAAACCCACAUCGGGGUCAAAACCAAUGGUUCCACAGGUUGGAUGAUCACAUGGCUGCUGUGAAAGCUCUUGCCUGGUGCCCGUUCCAGAGCAAUUUGCUUGCGUCCGGCGGGGGUGGAGGCGACAGGUGCAUCAAGUUCUGGAACACGCACACGGGUGCCUGCCUGAAUUCUGUGGACACCGGAUCUCAGGUCUGUUCCCUGCUGUGGAACAAGAAGGAGCGCGAAUUGCUCAGCUCUCACGGAUUCACUCAGAAUCAACUGACCUUGUGGAAGUACCCUUCCAUGGUUAGGAUUGCUGAGCUCACAGGUCAUACAUCUCGAGUGUUAUUCAUGGCCCAGAGCCCGGAUGGGUGCACCGUCGCAUCUGCGGCGGGAGACGAAACGCUCAGAUUUUGGAACGUAUUCGGAACUCCUGAAGCAGCAAAGCCCGCAGCAAAGUCCGGGAACGCAGGACCUUUUAGCAGUUUCAAUCACAUCAGGUGAAGAGCGAAAGCGUGCGUGGCCUUCGAUCUUGUGACGGAACAGGAGAAGGGACGAAGUUAACCACCAACCGGAGGACCACAGCCGACGACCAAUAUCAUCGAUCGACGAAGGUAAAAUGGUUUACGAUUUCGUUGGGAAUAGCGCGGGUGUAGUUUUAGCAGGAGCUUAGUUUAAUCUCCGAGACUCGGUACGUCCGGAGCUGAUCGUUACCCGCUCGCUUUGGCUGCAGGCUAUAUAUAUAUAUAUAUAUAUAUAUAGAUACACGAUCUUUGCAACUGCUGUUCCCAAACAUGAUUCGCUGGCACACGUCUGCGUUGUAAAUAAAUGUCGGUGGGUCCUAGUGCGCGUGUUUGCUGUAAAGGGGUGCGGAGGAUUUUGUUGGUUGCAC